CUCCUGGUCAACCUCCAUUCACUGCUCUCAUGACCACAAGCCCAAUCUCAGGCAGGACGUCCGACACUUUUUCUCUACUCUUGCUCAGCUAAAUCUAAAAAUGUCCUUGACUCGACCUCUUCUUCUCACCUGUCUCGUUGUUUUGUCCGUCAUCACCUUGUUCCAUGGAGCUGACAGUGCCGCUGUGUCAGAUAAGAAGGCAGCCAGUCCUAAAGGUGCACUGAGCAAUGUCUUCAUGCAAGAGGCAGAUGCCUCCAGCUUCUUCAAACGGCGAGGCAAGAGGGCUGUGAAAACUCAAGAUGAGAUAAACGCUGAACAGAGACAGAGACUGGCCGCAGACGAGAGAAGGAGGGAGUAUCAUGAGGGACAGAGGAAUAAGUUUGAGAGUUACGCAGAAGAGGAAAAUGAUGAGCAAGACGAGCGCACCAGAGAGAAGACAGAGCAGUGGAGAGAGUUUCACUACGACGGCCUCGACCCAUCUUACGAGUACAACCGACACACGGUGUAAAACUCUGGAGAACUACGACAGAACGGGUGGACAGCUUUACAGUAGAUUUCUGUGAAGGUGUUUGGGCAGAAUGUCUGCAGUAAACAUGCACACAAUAGCGCAAAUGAACGUAGCCUUAUAUGUGUAUUCAUGCAUGCAGAACGUAUGUAAUCCAUGUAUCAUAGUUCUUAAAAAAGAUGUACAUUUAUUCAUAUGUAGGCUUUCUUAACCCUUACUGUAUGACUAAACUUUAUUUUUAUUGCAAUGUAUUGUACAUUUCGUCACACACAAGUAAUUUAAUGAUUAUUAAUUCUUAAUUUCAAAGUGAAUAUGUAUUCAUUUUGUGCUGGGAUGAUGUAAAGUGUUACAUUUCAUGUUCGUAACAGCUACUUUAGGUUGAAACACGAC
Molecule: messenger RNA, 895 nt
Organism: Carassius gibelio (silver crucian carp)
Lineage: Eukaryota; Metazoa; Chordata; Actinopteri; Cypriniformes; Cyprinidae
Product: unique cartilage matrix-associated protein-like
Exons: 5
Coding region: 101-508 (135 amino acids)
Biological process (GO): embryonic skeletal system development; regulation of osteoblast differentiation
Cellular component (GO): extracellular matrix
Source: RefSeq, a predicted model, not a curated record